UGCGAAAAGCAUUAGGAGUUAAGUGUGAGUGGUUGGAAUUGGAAGUAAAGAGAGAUCAUCAAAGGAAGAAGAAGUGUCUCUCUUUCUCUUUCUCUUUCUCUAUCUUAUUCUCUAGUUCAUGCUAGAAUAGAUAUAUGUCUUUGAGUUUGUGUCAGAAAUAAAACACAGAGAAAUUAAGAAUCCGAUAAGAAUGGUACAUUCGAAGAAGUUCCGAGGUGUCCGCCAGCGUCAGUGGGGUUCUUGGGUCUCUGAGAUUCGUCAUCCUCUCUUGAAGAGAAGAGUAUGGCUCGGAACGUUCGACACAGCUGAAGCAGCGGCUAGAGCCUACGACCAAGCUGCUGUCCUAAUGAACGGUCAGAACGCAAAGACCAACUUCCCCGUCAUCAAAUCCAACGGCUCAGAUUCAUCAGUCGUCGUUAACUCUACCUUAAGGUCGCCAAAAUCGUUGUCCGAACUCCUAAACGCUAAGCUAAGGAAGAACUGCAAAGACCAGACACCGUAUCUUACGUGUCUACGCCUCGACAACAAAAGCUCGCACAUCGGGGUGUGGCAGAAUCGAGCCGGUUCAAAAACGAGUCCAAACUGGGUCAAGCUUGUUGAACUCAGUGACAGUGUUAACGCACGUCCCGGUGAAGAUACUGAGGUUCAUAAGAUAAAGAAACGUAACGACGUCGUAGAGGAAGAAGAUCAGAUGGCGAUGCAGAUGAUCGAGGAGCUGCUUAACUGGACUUGUCCUGCUUCUGGAUCCAUUGCACAUGUCUAAAGAACAAAUCACUGAAGUAGAUGACCAAGAUUAUAUAACAUAGAAGAUGGAUGAUAAAUAAUGGAUCGUAUAAGUAAUAUUACGUAAUUAAAAAAAAAAGUAAUAUUACGUAGCUUUAAUUAAUACUUGUCCAACAUAUAUAUGAUAGCCCUAUAGAUAGAAAUAAUACUUUAUAUACGUAAACAUUUUUUUAAAAUAAUAUAUAUAUAUAUGUUGUGGUGUAAUGAA
Capsella rubella is the source of this 991-nucleotide messenger RNA. Its product is annotated as ethylene-responsive transcription factor SHINE 3. The coding region runs from base 191 to 763 and encodes 190 amino acids. The record is from RefSeq and is a predicted model, not a curated record. NCBI's taxonomy places the organism in Eukaryota, Viridiplantae, Streptophyta, Magnoliopsida, Brassicales, Brassicaceae. Gene Ontology annotation, biological process: regulation of DNA-templated transcription. The transcript has 2 exons. Gene Ontology annotation, molecular function: DNA binding; DNA-binding transcription factor activity.